Macrosiphum euphorbiae (potato aphid) is the source of this 348-nucleotide messenger RNA. NCBI's taxonomy places the organism in Eukaryota, Metazoa, Arthropoda, Insecta, Hemiptera, Aphididae. The record is from the annotation of a GenBank genome assembly.
AUGAGAGAUGGUUAUGAUGACGUCGUUGGGUCAGCAACUGAAUUAUGCCAUAAAUGGGGUAUAUCUUCCACGAAACCCACAACCCGUAAAAUAUAUUCAAAACAAUACUGUGGAGAAAUGCAAGGAGAUAGACGAUUAGAUGUGCCCGAAGAAAAAUUUCGUAUAGCAAUUUUUUAUCCUCUCAUUGAUACAGCUUUAUUUAAGUUACGAGAUCGGUUUAAAGGACUUCAUUCGGUUUCAAGAAAUUUUGAAUUUUUACUUCCACAAAAUAAAGUUACCAUGAAAGAGUCGGACAUAGUUAAAUCUUGUUAUGAUUUCAUAACAUUUUACAAUAAUGAUGUGACAUAA